CAUUAUCAAAACCAAUUUCAAACUUGGACUUCACGGCGAAUUUCAAGAGCAGUACGUGGCAUUGUGGCCUCUAAUUUCCAAAAACAAAACCUUCUUGCCAAGCCGAACUCUGUUACCGUUCUAGUCUGCAGUGCACAUGGUGUGCGUGUGUGUGAUGUAGCUAUCCAAGUCUGUGCUAGCGAAACCUCCGUGUGGACAGCUGCUCCAACUAAACGUUUGUGAUCGCGAAGCCAGCAACUAGACUAACAUCAUCACUAGCAUUGUCAACGUCAACAACGAACUUAGAAACAGUUGCCACAGCAACCGACAAAGCCACGGAAGCCAUGGCAACUGCCUCGGAGACCAGCGACGUCAGGAACACAUCAACAGUUGGCAUGGCAACAUCACCCGCAGGCACGACGACGGAAGCCGGCGAAUCGCAGUCGUCGGAGCGACCGCAGAGCGUUGCCUGGGAGAUCGACUUUGGCAUGCAGGCUUCCACAGCUGCCUCCAUCAGACGCAGCGUAUCCAAGGUGAAGCGUGGCGGCAAGAAGCAAUCGGCGGGAAGUUCUAAUCCCGUUAGGGGCAGGCCGAGCGUGAGCGCUGGCGUUAAUCAUGGCCGCUCGCACAAGCUGUCCGGACCGGCGCUGGCCGCCAACAGGGUGCGCAAGGCGCUCGCCAAGAAGGCUGCGGAGCAGAAGAAGGAGAGCCCACCGCUGGCGAGAAGGAUGAGCGUGACGAAGAUUAGUCCGCCGGUUGCGAAACGGGCCAGCCCUCCCAGCGAGAAGAAACACGGCCUGGCGAAGGAGAAUGAUGCGGGCUUACCGGCAGAUAUGGAAGCAAGUCCGCCGACGGAAAAGAAGGCAAGCCCGCUAGUGGGAAAGAAAGCUAGUCCGCCCAUUGCAAAGAAAUCAAGUCCGCCAAUGGAGAAAAGAGAAAGUCCACCGAUGGAGAAGAGAUUAAGUGCGCCUUUGGGAAAGAAAGCAAGUCCGCCAAUAGAGAAGAAAUCAAGUCCGCCAUUGGCGAAGAAAGCAGCCAACAGCUCUGAUGGCCCCACUGCCGCUGCAGCAAACGUUGCUGGUGCACAGGACAGAGCCGGCAAUCUCUCCACCACUCCAGCCCAGCCGAGCGUCGCCGUCAGGAAAGGCAGCAGGCGCCCAGCUGCCGGUGCCGCGGGCAACCGACGCGCCGCUAACGGCAACAACGCACCGCGCGGUGCGGUGAUGUGUCGACGGCCGGAGUACGAAGAUGGUGGCUUGGAGCCGGGGUCCAUCACACACCUGGAUGCGGAACUCAUCACGGCCGAAUCUCUUGCCCAGCGUAAGGUUCUUGACAUGCGCAGAUGGUAUUGUAUAAGCCGUCCACAGUACAAUGCAUCCUGUGGUAUCUCGUCUGUCGUUGGCGUGUGGAACUUUCUCUUCUCAACGCUUGGCCACGGAGAACUGUCACCCAUUACACAGGAACAAGCCUUCACUAUCCUCGGCUUUGAUCCGCCAUACAAUGAAAUCAAGUUUGGGGCCGUCGCUGGAAACCACAUGCUGAUGAAGUGGUUUCAAGCUCUGAACGUUCACUUCCAAGUCUCCGGUAUGUCAACAUACAUGUACAAACCGCGCGGCUACAAUCAGACGCGCUAUAACUCUGUACAGGCUCUGGCUCAGAUCAAGGCUGCUCUACACAGCAAUGACUGUGCUCUCAUCUAUCACUGUACCAACCACUACAUGUGCCCUAUCGGCUAUGAAGAUACGCCCAAGACGUCCGCCUCGGCCUACAGAGGUAUUCUGUCAGAGAGUGAAGUGCGUACCUGGCUGAUCAUCGGCGAUACCAGCAACUGCAGUCAGCCUCUACUUUCAUGCAAAUGGGAGAAUGUGGUCAAGGAUCUUGAACUCAACCUACCCCAGUAUUACAAUAUCAAGCAACCACACAAGGGCAUACAGGCACGCAAGGGCGCUUGGCGACGGGGCGGCAACAUCAACUGCAUCAUGCUGUUCAAACGAUCGGCCGUGCAACGCAGUCGUCUCUAUCUCAAACGACCGCUCACCUCCGUGAACUCCAACUCCGACGAGGAAGAUGAAGCUGAAGCUGAAGCUGACGGAACAUUGGAAUCAGAAUCCUCGGCUGCCGUUGCGCAGGCGGAAUCUGCGGAUGCUGUUGAGCACGACCAGCAGGAGAACGAGCAACAGGAGAACGAGCAGCAGGAGAACAAGGACGAGGACGAGGGGGAUGGCGAGGCCCCAGAGGAUGACUGCAUGUGCUGAGACCGUGAUCAUACAAUCAUGGUGAUGCCAUCAUACAAUCAUGGUGAUGACACCAUACAAUCAUGGUGAUGACAUCAUACAAUCAUGGUGAUGACAUCAUACAAUCAUGGUGAUGACAUCAUACAAUCAUGAUGAUGACUGUAGAGCUGUGUGCUAGAAUGAAUUGAUACUGUGUGGGUCGCACGUGUGAUGGCUGUUUUCUAAGUGGCUUAACCCUCAGGAUGAGACAUGAUUAUAAUGUUAUGGUCUUGUACUUGUAGUCGUAUUCGUAGCGGAGUGGUGCACUGUGCAAGAUAGUGUUGGGUACUUGAUGGAGUGUGGCUGCUGUUAGCAUACCUGUGUGUGUGUGUGUGUGUGUGUGUGUGUGUGUGUGUGUGCGUGUGUGUGUGCGUGUGUGUGUGUGUACACUCGCGUGAGUACGAGUGUACGGCUGUGCGCGCGUGUAUGUGUGUGCAUGCGCAUACAGCAUAUUCAUUGUUCAGGAAUCUUUUACUUCAACAAAGUGACCGCAAGCUAGCUGCGCGUAACAUACAUGUAUGCCAUUUCUUUCCUUUCAGUCACACAGUGUGAGACACAUUCACAUUGUCAAGCACUUUGCAGAGAUAUCAUACACUGCUAGUAGUAAUAAUACUACUCCCCGACCAAUGAAUGCUUCUACUGCUACUCAUGAUAGUUAUUUGUGUCUAUUUUUUUCUUGUGCGAAAUGGACCUGAUAUUCGUGCAGUUCAGGAAAUAAUAUUAUAAUAAUUAUUAUUUAAGUUAUGAUCAUGAUGGAUUCAUUGCCGGAGAUAUGGCUAUAUUGGCCCGUGUCAAAUAGCCACCACAAUGAAGCAUGAAACGCCAGAUCAAUCUCAUUAUUCCCGUAGGUAUGCAACAGACGUCUUGAUGA
This is a messenger RNA of Sycon ciliatum, 3123 nucleotides long. RefSeq lists its product as uncharacterized. The record is from RefSeq and is a predicted model, not a curated record. The transcript is spliced from 8 exons. Lineage: Eukaryota; Metazoa; Porifera; Calcarea; Leucosolenida; Sycettidae. The coding region runs from base 324 to 2234 and encodes 636 amino acids.